UUAUUUCCUUCAUAUUUCGGUGUUUCUCUCUUUAGAUCACCGGAAAUAUCGGAAGAGCCAUUAGCCUCCAAAUUUGUGAUCGCCGGAAGCUCAAAAAAGGGGGAAAAUGAAGUUUCUCCUUUUCUUCUUACUUCUCUCUCUUUCUUCUCCAGCUUUAUUUCACCUUGCACUGGCUCGAGGUGCCUCCAACAUCUCCAUUUCGCCAGUGGAUUUCGAUAGUCAUGCAUAUGGCGGUUCUGCUAGAGUUUUACUCGAGGACAAUAAAUCUGAAGGAAGCAUCAUGCAAGGUUAUAUGACCAAUAAAGACCUUGAGGAGGCCAUUAAAGCUUUUGGUAAAAAAUGUAGUCAAAUUUCUAGGAUAUAUAGUAUUGGAGACAGCGUGCAAGGGUUUCCACUGUGGGUAAUGGAAAUCUCUGACAAGCCAGGCCAAGAAGAAGCCAAACCUGCAUUUAAGUACAUAGGAAAUGUACAUGGAGAUGAACCUGUUGGCAGGGAGCUUCUUUUGCAAUUUGCUAACUGGAUCUGUGAUAAUUACCUCAAGGAUCCGUUGGCUACAUUGAUUGUGGAGAAUGUUCAUCUUCAUAUACUUCCAUCCAUGAAUCCUGAUGGGUUUUCUCUUAGGAGACGCAAUAAUGCAAACAAUGUUGAUCUAAACAGAGAUUUCCCCGAUCAGUUCUUUGUCAUCAAUGAUGAUGAAUAUGAUAGACAACCUGAAACAAAAGCAAUUAUGAAGUGGAUGAGAGAGAUACAUUUCACUGCCUCUGCCAGUUUGCAUGGGGGUGCACUUGUUGCAAAUUACCCAUGGGAUGGCACUGCAGAUAAAAGGAAAGAUUACUAUGCAUGUCCUGAUGAUGAAACAUUCCGAUUCAUGGCUAGUAUCUAUAGUCGCUCACAUCAUAACAUGUCUUUUAGCCAAGAAUUUCAAGGAGGAAUUACAAAUGGAGCUGCAUGGUACCCCAUAUAUGGUGGCAUGCAGGACUGGAACUACAUACACGGUGGCUGUUUUGAGUUGACUUUAGAGAUUACAGACAACAAAUGGCCUCCUGCUGAUGAGCUUCCUACGAUUUUUGAGUAUAACAAAUUGAGCAUGCUAAAGCUUGUUGCAAGCCUUGUUCAGACAGGAAUACAUGGAAGAAUUUUUUCAUCAGAUAGUGGGACACCGCUACCUGCAACCAUUACACUCAAAGGAAUAGAUUAUUUGGUUAAAGCUAGUCAAAAGUUUGCCGACUACCACCGGUUAGCCGCACCAAGACAGAAAUAUGAAGUAACUGCAUCGAUGCCUGGGUACAAGUCGAAGGAUACAAGCAUCUGGCUGGAAGAAGGAGCAAUGUCUGUGGACUUUGUUCUUGAUCCAGACACAACAGCCAAAGGAAAAGUAAUACAAAACUGUGAUUGCAACUGUGGCAAUAGGCUGGACUUUGUGGGCUAUAUUUGGAGACACUACUUUGAGGCGUAUAUUUUCUUGGCGGUUGUUUUGGUAUUUAUUUGCUUUUUAUUUCAGAGGAGAAUGAAAUCUAGACUUUCCAAGCAAAGAUUGGUUGCAUUACCUAAGAGGACUGUGGUCUAAACAACCCCUUCCUAUUUUAUUUCCAGUUACUUUUCAUUACUGGAGAAAUGAUAUCACAUAAUUGUAGCGUAACAGUUUUUUAGGUACUUCCCUAAGGGAAAAAAAAAAGAAGAAGAAAGGGAGAAUGGAUCUUUGGUUAAUGUUGAUUGUCAAAAUUUCUGAGUCAGAAUAAAUUUUGAUUCUGUACCGUUCUAACUUUA
Cucumis melo (muskmelon) is the source of this 1767-nucleotide messenger RNA. RefSeq names its product carboxypeptidase SOL1. The coding region runs from base 107 to 1567 and encodes 486 amino acids. NCBI's taxonomy places the organism in Eukaryota, Viridiplantae, Streptophyta, Magnoliopsida, Cucurbitales, Cucurbitaceae. The record is from RefSeq and is a predicted model, not a curated record. The transcript has 15 exons. Gene Ontology annotation, biological process: proteolysis. Gene Ontology annotation, molecular function: zinc ion binding; metallocarboxypeptidase activity.